CGCUGGGGCCGUGGAGGCUGCUGGGAGAAUGGGUCUCCUUCGCUCUUCCCCAAUUGUGUGGGGCAGUUAGGGACGCGGGCGUCGCUGCAAAACCGAAGUCGCCGAGUGAUGAUGUUGUGAAGUCGCUCGCCUGUCUCUGCCACACCCGGGCGGUUACUGGCAGCGGCGGCCGCUUCGGCUGCAGCUCUCAGGCUGCUACCGGUUUAGAUCCUUUCCUUGAGGGAGCGCGGGAGGAGGACGGAGGACGGAGGACGUCGGGGCAUUCCUAUUUUUAUUCAUUGUUGAAGGAGCCAUAAAAAAGAACAAACAUUUGAGUAUAGUUGACCCUUGAACAACAUGGAGGAUAGGAGUGCCUAUCCCCUGCACAGUCAGAAAUCCAGAGUGACUGUACCUGUUGGAGACAAGGGAAACAAAAGCAAAAAAUGAGCUAUUGGGACCUCAUCAAGAUAAAAAGCUUCUGCACAGUGAAGGAAACAACAAAACUAAAAGGCAACCAAUGGACUGGGAGAGGAUAUUUGCAAAUGACAUAUCAGAUAAAGGGUCAUGACUCGCCAGAGUAUGAUAAUCACAUGAGAACACUCAUUGCUGCAGAUGUCAUUUGACUCAUCAGAAAAAAUCUGUUUAAAAGAAAAUAUCUAUGCGACCAGAUCCAUUUCAUUUUUGAAUGGCUUGAUGGAUUUCCUUUACUCUGAUUCACACCAAAGCUGUCCUUAUCAACCAAAGCAAGAAAGGAUCCUGCAUGAGUCAAUCACAGAAUGCCAUUUUUACAUCACCAACAGGUGAAGAAAACCUCAUGAAUAGCAAUCACAGAGACUCAGAGAGUAUCACUGAUGUCUGCUCCAAUGAGGAUCUCCCUGAAGUUGAGCUGGUAAGUCUGCUAGAAGAACAGCUACCCCAGUAUAAGCUAAGAGUGGACUCUCUAUUUCUAUAUGAAAAUGAAGACUGGACUCGGUCCCCACACCAGCAGCAGCAUGCAUCUGAUGCCCUCUCUCCAGUCCUUGCUGAAGAGACUUUCCAUUAUAUGAUUCUAGGCACAGACAGGGUGGAGCAGAUGACCAAAACUUACAAUGACAUCGACAUGGUUACACACCUCCUGGCAGAGAGGGAUCGUGAUCUGGAACUAGCUGCUCGAAUUGGACAAGCUCUCUUAAAACGGAACCAUGUCUUGUCUGAGCAGAAUGAAGCUCUGGAGGAGCAACUGGGACAAGCCUUUGAUCAAGUUAAUCAACUGCAGCAUGAGCUGUCCAAGAAAGAUGAAUUACUUCGAAUUGUCUCUAUUGCCUCUGAAGAGAGUGAAACUGAUUCCAGCUGUUCUACACCUCUUCGGCUCAAUGAGUCCUUUAGCUUAUCUCAAGGUUUGUUGCAGUUGGACAUGCUACAAGAAAAACUCAAGGAACUGGAAGAGGAGAAUAUGGUUCUUCGAUCCAAGGCUUGUCACAUAAAGACAGAAACUAUUACCUAUGAAGAGAAGGAACAACAACUUGUCAAUGACUGUGUUAAAGAACUUCGUGAAACAAAUGCUCAAAUGUCCAGAAUGACUGAAGAAUUAUCUGGGAAGAGUGAUGAACUGAUUCGGUACCAAGAAGAGAUCUCCUCUCUCUUGUCUCAAAUUGUCGAUCUUCAGCAUAAAGUUAAAGAACAUGUGAUUGAGAAGGAGGAACUGAGACUUCACCUACAAGCUUCCAAAGAUGCCCAAAGACAACUGACAAUGGAGCUGCAUGAGUUACAAGACAGGAAUAUGGAGUGUCUGGGAAUGUUACAUGAGUCCCAAGAGGAAAUAAAGGAACUUCGUAGUAGAUCUGGUCCUGCUGCUCAUCUUUACUUUUCACAGUCAUAUGGAGCUUUUUCUGGGGAAUCCCUGGCAGCUGAGAUUGAGGGGACCAUGCGUAAAAAGUUGAGUUUGGAUGAGGAAUCUUCUCUCUUCAAACAAAAAGCCCAACAGAAACGGGUAUUUGAUACUGUCAAGGUUGCCAAUGACACACGGGGCCGCUCUAUCCCAUUCCCAGCUCUGCUGCCCAUUCCAGGGUCCAACCGUUCAAGUGUCAUCAUGACAGCAAAACCUUUUGAGUCUGGUUUGCAACAAACAGAGGACAAAACCCUCCUGAACCAGGGGGGCAACUCAGAAGAGGUUUCAGAGAACAUUCAGAAGCUGGGUCAACCAGGACCCUCUGAAGAUAGUGAUUUGGCUACAGCACUGCAUCGCCUUAGUCUGCGGCGACAGAACUACUUAAGUGAAAAGCAGUUCUUUGCUGAAGAAUGGGAACGGAAGAUCCAGGUUCUGGCUGACCAGAAAGAAGGGGUUAGUGGCUGUGGCACCCCCACAGAGAGCCUUGCCUCUCUGUACACCGACCAGUCAGAGAUCACAGACCUCAGCAGUGCCAGUUGCCUUCGAGGUUUUAUGCCUGAGAAAUUACAAAUUGUCAAGCCACUUGAAGGAUCACAAACUUUGCACCACUGGCAGCAGCUUGCUCAACCAAAUUUAGGAACCAUUCUUGACCCACGACCAGGUGUCAUCACUAAAGGCUUUACCCAGUUGCCCAAGGAUGCCAUCUAUCACCUCUCAGAUUUAGAAGAGGAUGAAGAGGAAGGUAUCACUUUUCAAGUGGAACAGAACCCUUCAAUAUCCAAGCCAGUAACAGGAAUCUUCCUUCCACCCAUUACUUCAGCUAGUGGUCCAGUUACAGUUGCAACUUCAAACCCAGGAAAGUGUCUGUCAUGCACAAACUCGACAUUCACCUUCACUACCUGUAGGAUAUUGCAUCCUUCUGAUAUCACUCAGGUUACCCCCAGUUCUGGGUUCCCUUCAUUAUCCUGUGGAAGUGCUGGUAGCAGUUCAUCAAACACAGCGGUGAAUUCUCCUGCUAUGUCCUAUAGACUCAGCAUUGGUGAAUCUAUUACCAACAGACGAGAUUCUACUAUAACAUUCAGCAGCACCAUGAGCUUGGCCAAACUUCUACAGGAACGAGGCAUUUCUGCUAAAGUGUAUCACAGCCCAAUUUCAGAGAACGCCCUCUUCCAGCCUGUCCCUAAAUCCCUGGCUAUUCCUUCCACACCACCAAAUUCACCAUCUCACUCACCCUGCCCUUCUCCUUUACCCUUUGAGCCUCGAGUGCAUCUCUCUGAAAAUUUUUUGGCCUCCCGACCAGCUGAAACAUUCCUCCAGGAGAUGUAUGGUUUGAGACCUUCCCGGAAUCCUCCUGAUGUUGGCCAGUUGAAGAUGAACUUAGUGGACAGGCUGAAGAGACUGGGGAUAGCCAGAGUAAUCAAAACCCCUAAUGCACAGGAAAAUGGAAGAAGCCAAGAGGCAGAAAUUGGUCUUCAAAGACCAGACUCUGCUAUUUAUUUAAAUUCAGGUAGCAAUUUAUUGAGUGGACUGAGGAGGAAUCAGAGUCUUCCAGUCAUGAUGGGUAGCUUUGGCACGCCUGUAUGCACAUCCUCGCCAAAAAUGGAUGUCCUGAAGGAAGACUGAAGUUCAGCAAUUAACUGAUCUCUUAAACAAAUUAGCACAUGAAGGAUAGAUUUGCACUGAUACAUGUAGUCUGGUCUGACUGAGAGACAAGGAAUGUUGCAGAUGGAUUGUGAAUGUGGAAAGGGGAAGUGGAAGAAUGGAAACAAAAUUGAGAUGAGCCCCUAAUGAAUGAGGUCUAAUAAAUUGCAAGUAUAGAUGAAUGAGUCAUGAGUGUUUGGAGGCAGAAAAGGAAGAAAGGUUUAAUAUACUCCUUCAGUUGAAUGUUCCUAUCUUGAAAAUAAAAAGUGACUAGACAAUAAAUUCAGUAAUACCGAAAUAUGCCAGAGAUACUAAACUUGCUAGAACAUUUAUUCCUAGUAAACAAAAGCAGGAAGAACCCAGGUUAGGAGAUGGGAAGAAAAAGGGAGCAGCCUUGACCAUUGCCUAUAAAAAGCUGUACUGCAGGGUUGUUGAGGUAAGCCCUGUCUGUUACUGAGACAAGGAAGAUGCUUUUAUGUUUUACCCUGUUAAUGUCUGGAUAAAUUACAUAUCCAUCAAAUGGUAUGUACACAGCAUUAGCAAGCAAGGAAUUUUAUCUUUUUCAUAAAAUCAGAAUAGUGGAGACUCUCUUUUUGCUUUCCAUUUUCAAGGCUUUGAGCCACUGGGAGCCCAAACCACCCAAAUUCCUUUUGUAUUUGUGAUUAAUAAAAAUUCAUUUUUAAAUUUGUAUUUUUAUACAACACCUCCCAAAAAACAACAUGAAUUGGGGGAUAAGGAUGUCCUUUAAGAAGGAAAAUAUGGGUAAGUUGGAACCAAGGAAACUUGUUUUCAAAAUAUUUUAUUUAGAUAAGUACAGUGGCCAAGAAAUAUGAACAUAAUUACAUGGCUUUCAAAUUUCCUUGGAGACUGGAAGGGGUUAAACCAGAAGUGCAAUCAAUAGGAAUUAGGGAAUGUUGUGUAUUUAUGUCUGUACGUUUUUUUGUAAGUAAAGUUAGUUGCAACUAAACUUUUUCCAAAGUGCUAUGCAUAUUUUUCAUUAAAGAUGACAUGUAUUUGCACAAAAUUUCUCAGGCAUAUUAAAUUAUUAUAAGCUGAAGUAAAACCCAGGUGCUUGCUUUGAGAUUGUGGUUUUUUUUAAUCGUAAAAUUAAAAUACAUCGUCUUUUUCUUGGUAUCUGUAGAAUUAGAGAAUGAACUUUUUAAUGGGGAAGUCAAAGUUUUUGCUUUUUUUCUGGGAAUCUUUUUUUUUUUUUUUUUUGUACAGAUUCUAUGAAAUGGCGAAGUGAAACUCGGGAAUUCGGUUUCAGCAUUCAUCAGUGUGACACAAGGCUGUGAAUUGGGAAGAAACAGAUCUGUUUUACAAACUGUCGCUAAUCAAGGCCUAUUCCUCAUCAUGACAUGGCUUUCUCUAGGCAGUACAGUUCAGAAAAAAAAAAACAAAAAAACAUUAUAUGAAAGGCAUGAUAGAGAAGAAA
Molecule: messenger RNA, 4922 nt
Organism: Neofelis nebulosa (Clouded leopard)
Lineage: Eukaryota; Metazoa; Chordata; Mammalia; Carnivora; Felidae
Gene: TRAK2
Product: trafficking kinesin protein 2
Exons: 18
Coding region: 740-3469 (909 amino acids)
Biological process (GO): anterograde axonal transport of mitochondrion; neurogenesis
Cellular component (GO): dendrite
Molecular function (GO): GABA receptor binding
Source: RefSeq, a predicted model, not a curated record